Messenger RNA from Funneliformis mosseae, 334 nucleotides. The record is from the annotation of a GenBank genome assembly. NCBI's taxonomy places the organism in Eukaryota, Fungi, Glomeromycota, Glomeromycetes, Glomerales, Glomeraceae.
AUGCCACAAUAUUACUCGACAACAGCGUUGGUCGCAUUCUCGACUAUAAUGAAAGAAUCCUCAGCGACAUACAAAGAUUUUGAAGCUCAAUUAGUAGAGCAGCGUCUGAAUUCCAGCUGGAAAGUACGUAAAACAUUUGCUGGUAAAGGUUUUUGGAGGAUGGAAUGCCAGAGAACGGAAAUAUACCCUUUAGGAGUCGUUGGCGUUACUAACGACUGUUAUAUGUGCCGAACGUUACGAACGGUUGAACUGACACGAGAUAGAUAUAAAAAAGUGGUGGAAUUGGAAGUUACUGCUACACCCGUCGUUAGCUCAAAUACAUUGGAUCACAAAC